AUGUUCGCACCUCCCCCUAUCGUUGUCGUACCCCCGUCAACAUUGUACCCAACUGCCUGCCUUUACGUUCUCGCAGCAGGAAUCACGGUUUCGGUGCGUGUUCAAGCUUCCCGAGGCUGUGUUUAUGAAGUGAAAGAAGUAUCAAAGGUGUAUGACUAUUUUCUAACGUUGAAGCAAGAGAUUUCCUAUGUAUGGUCAUGUCCACGAUCAAUAGGGCUCGCUCUGUUCUACAUCAGUCGCUACCUCAUUUUUAUUGACCAACCGCUUAUGCUCUAUGUUGAACUUCCUGCUGCUCUUGCUCAGAGUCCUCAUGUUCGUGCCUCAUUCAUCUUGAUUCGAGUUUGUGACCGAUCGAUGAUACUUCUUCAAACGCGUAGACAUGUUCAGCACUCUCGUCACUUGCGAUUGGUUCGUCCUCUGCGGUUCUUGCUGUUACCCGCAAUUGGAGUUCAUAGGUUCUCAGUCAGCAUGAUGGUUGGAUUCAUGUCAUCCCAAGGUGUGCCCAUUUUGGCCUCCGAUGUCAGCUUGAUGCAAUCCUUUUCAGCGAUCAUUACUCUCCGAACAUGCGCGAUGUGGGGUCGGAGAUUAUGGGUAUUGGUUAUCCUGGGGACACUGACGACGAUUACCUUUGGAUUGGCUCUUUAUACAAUGGUCUCUACAGCCAGGUCUAUAAUCUCUAUGAAUCGCACGAUAACAAUGCCUGGGUGCAAAUUCCCUCCAACGGGGAAAUUUUACGUCGCAUGGUUCUGCCUCACCACACUGACGGAAUUCACCAUUGUGUCUUUGACUGUUACGAAGGCAUACCAACACCUUCGACAAUCCACAUCCGACUGGCUGAAUCAAUUAUACAGAAAUGGGAUAUUCUAUAGUGUUUGCGCCCUUCCAUCGUCAAUCUCCUUAUGUUUGCCCUCGCCCUCGUGUGUCCUCCUUUCAUCGCUACUACUCAUCGCUGAACCCUUCUCCGCUUGCACCUUCCUAGCCGCCACAAUACGAGAGCAUGAUGGUGUUGUACGUACCUGUUACCUCCUCUCAACAAAGGAUCAAUUUCCAACCACCUUAAACAGCCCGACGCGGGUCGCACAUUCUAUUAUCGGAAACCGAGUGAUGCUUCUGCUCGUCGAACACCGACACCAAACGCUACAGCAAAAUCUGGAAUCCUCCCCAUCAAUACCGGAGUUCGGAUUGCCUACGAAUCUGGACGUAUUUCUCACAACUUUCGACGCAGAUGAAGAUUUGUCCAACGACCCAAAUAGCAGAGCGGGUACCUUGGAAGUAGAAUGGAUAAUCUGA
Laccaria bicolor S238N-H82 is the source of this 1290-nucleotide messenger RNA. RefSeq lists its product as uncharacterized. Bases 1 to 1290 code for a protein of 429 amino acids. Lineage: Eukaryota; Fungi; Basidiomycota; Agaricomycetes; Agaricales; Hydnangiaceae. The record is from RefSeq and is a predicted model, not a curated record. The transcript is spliced from 9 exons.